AACACUGUUACCACGGAAACCGCGACACAAACCAUGCCGAGUCGACUGGACUAGUCCCCACACACAUUUAUUAGGAUUACACGAAAAAUGUCUCACGUGAAAUCUCAUCGCGGACAUGUUAAAAUCGGAAACUGGAAUGAGGAUUUGCGGUUGGAGGAGGAUACAAUGAAAGAACAUCUGGAGAAGAAAGAGAGGGGUGAGCUUGCCGCCCAGAAAGUAGACUUCCUCAGAGAGAACAUACUGAGACAGGUCAAUCUCUCUGUGUCCAGCGACGGUGCAUUGCGCUUUGGGGAUGUUGUGAUGUUGGUGAACAUGGGAGGUGAAAACAGGAAGCGCAGUGCAGUGAGUAUUAACGCAGACGUCAACGGUUUGACAAAGAUCCCUUCGCCUGGCAUUCAAGCGCCGUGUGGGAUCAGUGCAGGAGGAGGCAUUCAGCCCUGCACACGCACCGCUUUCAUCAUCACUAGUGUCGACGGCAGUCCUGAAGGCUCGAUGCUGCAUUUCGAGCAAAGCUUUGCCCUGAAAACAACAAGUGGAUUUGCCAGGGGACUUUACUUGGCAAGUGACCUGCGAAACUUUCAAAAGUUUGCGAAGAAGUCCCGCCUUCAAGAAGUAAACCUGGAGGACAGUUGUUCCUUUGUUACAUGGUGGAAGUUGGUACACUACGACCCCCAGGAGAGACUGGAAUAUGAGGGUCAGCCAGCUCCUGCUAAUGUGAAGGUGCUGAUCAUACACUGCAAGACCAACCAGGCUCUUGCUGUUCUGGGCGAUCACACCCUUUGGACCACAUACGGCAAAGAGUACGAGGUGACGGCUCACACUUUCCUGGACUCCCACAAAGCUGAACAGGACAACAAUCACUGGAUACUGUGCACCUCAGACCCUGCAGGGGACGGACUUGUGCUUCUCAACCGCCCACAGUCAGUCGCUGACGAUAACAAACUCACAUAACAAAAUCCCAACUUUAACCAAUUCCACCAGUUCAACUAAAACGAAUUGGCCCGCUUCCCAAACAUGUUAUUUCCUCUGUAAGAAAUCUGAUAUGAGACAUUGACGAACUAAGGCGAGCAAAUGUGAGUACUGACUUUUAAUAAGUGCAAUAACCAAUAAAAACAAAAAGUUCUGA
This is a messenger RNA of Mugil cephalus (flathead mullet), 1126 nucleotides long. It is a transcript of the gene cfap161, whose product is annotated as cilia and flagella associated protein 161. The record is from RefSeq and is a predicted model, not a curated record. Lineage: Eukaryota; Metazoa; Chordata; Actinopteri; Mugiliformes; Mugilidae. The transcript is spliced from 8 exons. Gene Ontology annotation, cellular component: motile cilium. Bases 88 to 951 code for a protein of 287 amino acids. Gene Ontology annotation, biological process: cilium assembly.